CUAAACAGAAUGCAGCAGAAUGCCCUAAGCUGACUUCAAGAUCCAGCGGGCCGCUAAAACCACAUCUUUGCUCAAACAUUGUCAGACGGAAACUCCUAUGCUAGGUAAAUUAAUCAUCAGUCGAGGUCACACAUCAGCAGACUACCUGUAAAGAAUGGCUGCCAAUUUCUGGACCUCCUCUCACUACAAACAUCUUCUUGACCAAGAAGACGUGGAUGUAGUGCAACCACUUGACAAAGAAAAGGGCAUAACUCUUGAAGAUUUCAAGCUCAUUAAGAUGCAUAUGGUCAUUCCUAUAUGCAAAUUGGCUCAAUCUGUUAAAGUGAGGCAAAGGGUUGUUGCUACUGCAGUUACAUAUAUGAGGCGUUUGUAUACCAGAAAGAGUAUGUCAGAAUAUGAUCCACGUCUUGUAGGCCCAACUUGCUUGUAUUUGGCAUCAAAAGCAGAGGAGAGCACAGUGCAAGCCAGACUUCUUGUAUACUACAUCAAAAAAAUAUAUUCUGAUGACAAGCAUAGAUAUGAGAUCAAAGACAUACUUGAGAUGGAAAUGAAGAUUUUGGAAGCUCUUGACUAUUAUUUAGUUGUAUUUCAUCCUUAUCGUUCAUUGCCUCAAUUUUUGCAGGAUGCUGGCAUGAGCGAUAUAAGUAUGACUCAAUUAACAUGGGGACUUGUGAACGACACAUACAAGAUGGAUUUGAUUCUUAUACAUCCCCCACAUCUUAUUGCCUUAGCCUGCAUAUACACUGCUAGCGUGUAUAGAGAAAAAGAUAAGACAGCAUGGUUUGAAGAGCUCCGUGUAGAUAUGAAUGUGGUGAAAAAUAUUUCAAUGGAGAUAUUAGAUUUUUAUGAGAGUCAUAGAUUGAUUACGGAUGAUAGAGUUGCUGCUGCUUUCAACAAGCUGAAACCCUAAAUGGUUUGGCGAUGCCUAUUUCCUCAACUCAAAAGUUUCCGAUUCCACGAUGUUGCAGCUCCAGCUACGGGCCCCGUGUAGUCUGUGGAAAUGAAAAUUGCUUGGCACUUGUCAAUAAAAAUUGGCUCUUUUGGAAGAGAUACUGUCAAUGUUUAAGAGAUUGUGUGGUUAUGAUAAUUAUUCUUUCUAUUCUAUUGAAACAGCUCUUUGAUGAGCAAGAUUGAAUUCAUUUCAA
This is a messenger RNA of Populus euphratica (Euphrates poplar), 1145 nucleotides long. Its product is annotated as cyclin-C1-2-like. Gene Ontology annotation, biological process: regulation of transcription by RNA polymerase II. The record is from RefSeq and is a predicted model, not a curated record. Gene Ontology annotation, molecular function: cyclin-dependent protein serine/threonine kinase regulator activity. NCBI's taxonomy places the organism in Eukaryota, Viridiplantae, Streptophyta, Magnoliopsida, Malpighiales, Salicaceae. The transcript is spliced from 9 exons. Bases 155 to 910 code for a protein of 251 amino acids.